CCUGCUUGACACGCCAAAAGUCGCCUGAAAAUUUUCCUCUGAAUUUCCUGGACAAAUCUUGCAGAAUAGGCAUAUUUUCCCGCCGGAGAAAACGUGUGGCCAGACGGCGGGGUGUCCAUUGACGGUGGUGGAGUGGAAAGUUGGAGUGAAAAGUACAAACUAAGGAACUUUCGGAGGGGAAAACGUCGUCACGAUUUGUUAUCAGGACUAUAAACAUUCGUCCAUAAAUGCUGGAUUUCUCUGAAAUGCAGAACACGCGCCGAGGACGUCCGGAGGAUGUUUGAGCGCGUCGGCCUGGGCAGUUUUAGUAGCACGUACAAAGCGAGAGGCGAGCUGGCGCGCGAUAAGAAGUCCAGGACCAUCGCGGUGUCCGUGCUCUUCCUCGAUGACACAGCACACACGUUUCCUCUGGAGAAGCGUGCCAAAGGCGCCGAGCUGCUCAAUGCAGUUUUCAGGCAUCUGGAGCUCUCCGAGAGGGACUACUUUGGGCUGCAGUUCGCCCAGCAGCCCGGCGACGUGGUGGUAAGACUCCAGCUAAUACUGAAAACUGUCAAGAGUACGAUUGCCAUGCUUUACUCUUUCUUUCAGACGUGGGUGGAUCCCAACAAAUCCUUUAAGAAGCAAUGGCAAACCGUGCGAGGAGGCGACGUGACACCCUCACUCUAUUUUAAAGUUAAGUUUUUCGUAACCGAUCCGAGCCGUCUUCAGGAGGAAUAUACACGAUAUCAAUUCUACCUUCAAAUCAAGCGUGAUAUUUUGCGUGGGAAACUCCAAUGUUCCCUCAACACUGCCUGCCUGUUGGCCAGCUACACAGUCCAAGCGGAGCUCGGCGACUACAAUCCCGUGGAGCACGCGCCCGGCUACUUGUCCGCCCUGCAGCUGCUCGCCGACCAGUCGGAGGAGACGGAGAAGAGGGUCUGCGAGAUGCAUAAGUUGCACCGCGGCCAGCUGCCAGCGGACGCUGAGUACAACUAUCUGGAGCAUGCCAAGCGAUUGGACAUGUAUGGAAUUGAUCUGCACAGCGCCAUGGAUAGCGACAGGAAUGAGCUGCAACUGGGCGUGUCGUCCACUGGACUGAUUGUCUUUCAGAAUGCCAUCAGGAUGAACAUGUUCUCGUGGUCGAAGAUGGUGAAAUUGUCAUUCAAGCGGAAGGACUUCUUCAUUCAGUUGCGAAGGGAGAUUCCGGAAAGUUACGACACUUUGCUUGGCUUCAGCAUGAAGUCUCACAGGAAUGCCAAAUCUCUGUGGAAGUCAUGUGUUGAGCAUCAUUCCUUCUUCCGUUUGCAGCGUCCGCAUCGUUCGCCGCGAUUCCUGCCAUUGUCGCUGGGCUCCAAGUUCUACUAUUCAGGCAGGACUGAAUUACAGGCGGUGCAGGAGAGCAAGCAGCGCACGAAAGUGAGCAAGAUUUUCAUCCGAUCGCCCAGCAAGCGCAUUCUGGGCUCACCGCUGAAUGGCAGCGAGAGCAAUGGGAAGUCUUCAUCGUCCAUCAUCAAGAACACCCGUCCACAUGACAAUAAAGUUACCUCCAAGCAGACGACGUCCAUUCCGCGGAAGGCGUGGGAGCAGCAGAGCGACGAUGAUGGCUUCAUUGAGCAGCUGGCCAGGAGUUACGAUCUGAAGCAGCCUCUGUAUGGGGAGAAUGGCCAAGAGGAGGGACAAGUGGUGAUCAGAUUGACGGCGGAUGAACAGGGAAGAUUUGGCUUCAACGUCAAGGGCGGUGCGGACCUGAAGCUGCCGGUGUUGGUGUCCAGAGUGGCUCCGCACACGCCGGCCGACAAGAGCAAUCCGAGAGUUCGUGAGGGCGAUCAGGUGCUGAUGAUCAAUGGCUACGACAUCAGUGCCCUGAAGCACGAUCAAAUUGUCGCACUGAUCAGAGCCUCGCGGGAGUAUCGCGGCGGAGAACUGGUCCUGACCAUCAAGCCUCAAGCUCACGGUGAUCAGAUCGAGGAGGAGCCCAUUUGUCUGUACGUUCCGGAAAGUGAUGGAGUUCAGCUCGAGGGAGAUGCUCUCUUCAAUCAAUCACUGCUCCUGCUGAGUGACGGUUUAGCUUCGGGGGCUCUUCUGGUGCAGUACGAACAGAUGUACCGGAAGAAUCCCGAUCUGGCCAUCACGGAGGCACGGAAGCCAGAGAAUGCCGCCAAGAAUCGCUACAGAGACAUUUCACCAUACGAUUGCACGCGUGUUGUGCUGAUCAAUUCCACGACAGGAGAUUACAUCAAUGCCAAUUACGUGAACAUGGAGAUUCCUGGCGGCACUGUGAAUCGCUACAUUGCCACGCAAGGACCGCUGUCGAACACCACCACGGACUUCUGGCGCAUGGUGCAGCAGGAGAGCAGCCAUUUGGUUGUGAUGCUGACCACGGUGAUGGAAAGGGGCAGACCGAAGUGCCACCAGUAUUGGCCAGUGGCUGGAGACACGAUGGAUCUGGCCGAUGGGUUUUCCAUUCAGUGCAAGAGCGAGAGUGCAGAUGAGACGGGCAGUUUUGUCUUCAGAGAACUAUACUUAUGUGAUACAAAGACUGACGAGAGGAGAUUCAUCCAGCACAUGCAGUACCUGGCCUGGCCAGAUCAUGGAGUCCCCGCGGAUCCCAAUCUCUUUCUCCAGUUCACUGAAAGAGUCCGCUCGGCCAGAAGCACGACGCUUCUACAGGAGAUCGAGGCGAGCUUGCGACAAGUACGCCUCAUGGAUGCAGAUGAGAAUGGCGUGGACAUUUGCGAGAGGAAGUCAGCAACGGGCAUCGAUGAUGACAGUCCAGAUGAUAUUCCGCCCUCAACGAGUGUUCACCAGUACAUCAGUGCAGCUAAUCCGCCUGUGAUUGUGCACUGUUCUGCUGGAAUUGGCAGGACUGGCGUGCUGAUUCUCAUGGACACAGCGCUGGCAUUGAUGGAACAACGAGAGCCCGUCUAUCCACUCGACAUUGUCCAAACGAUGCGAGAUCAGAGAGCUUGCAUGGUUCAGAAUGCUGGUCAGUAUAGAUUUGUUUGUGAGUGUAUUUGUGCAGCUUAUGCCAAAAUGGCAACGGAAUCACAACAGUAAUUCUAAGAAUAAUAUGAUAUACAAGUAUAAAGAGAAAGAACUAUA
Molecule: messenger RNA, 3081 nt
Organism: Phlebotomus argentipes
Lineage: Eukaryota; Metazoa; Arthropoda; Insecta; Diptera; Psychodidae
Gene: Ptpmeg
Product: tyrosine-protein phosphatase non-receptor type 4
Exons: 8
Coding region: 277-3036 (919 amino acids)
Biological process (GO): protein dephosphorylation
Cellular component (GO): cytoskeleton
Molecular function (GO): protein binding; protein tyrosine phosphatase activity
Source: RefSeq, a predicted model, not a curated record